Molecule: messenger RNA, 342 nt
Organism: Penicillium verrucosum
Lineage: Eukaryota; Fungi; Ascomycota; Eurotiomycetes; Eurotiales; Aspergillaceae
Exons: 2
Coding region: 1-342 (113 amino acids)
Source: RefSeq, a predicted model, not a curated record
AUGCAGCUCACAACCCUCCUCGCCGUUUGUGUGGCUGCCCUGACCAGCACCGCCGCUGCAAUGCCCCGUCUCUCGGGGGCGUAUCACGGUGCCCGCAUCUCUGUUCGUGUCCCAACCAAUGCAACUAGUUCCCACAAUGCCACUACAACGGGUACACGGGGAAAAGUUCCCCUGUCGACGGGAGCGUCUCAUAUGAACCGCGUUAAUGUCAACCGGUGUCAUGAGCUAUGCUCGUUGCAGUCUCAGACUUGCUCGAUUGCUGUACCGGAUGAUGAUAAGUUUUGCUGGUCAAUUUACUUGCAAUGCACGGAGAAGUGCCACCCGGAGAAUUUCUACAAGUAA